Molecule: messenger RNA, 4638 nt
Organism: Xyrichtys novacula (pearly razorfish)
Lineage: Eukaryota; Metazoa; Chordata; Actinopteri; Labriformes; Labridae
Source: the annotation of a GenBank genome assembly
GGGCUAACCAGCGCGUCAGGAUUAUCAGCAGAACCACGGGAGGUGGAGGGUGACUAGAAGAAUUGGGAAGGUGUCAAAUAACCAUUUAAUUCAACAUAACAUUUUUAUCAAAUAACCUCACGUCAACGUAUCGGUGUCUCCAGUACGCGUCCCACACGUUAAACCAUGUCAACCCCGGCUAGAAGAAGACUUAUGAGAGAUUUUAAACGGUAAGUCGAUGGUGAACAGUUUUGACGAUGCCGAAAAACAGCUAACAUUAGCCUAGCUUUCGUCGACUCGGCGCAGCUAACCAGUAUCCUUUUAAAUGUUAUUUUAGACAUGUAGAUACACAAGUAAACACUGACGUAAUUUAACUUGUUCUCUGUUUAGUGUUUAGUCAACAACUCUGAAUAUUACAGGGAUCAACUGUCGUUUACUGUCGGCUAGAAGCUAACACUGAUGUAUGCUAACAGGCUAGCCGACCAGCGUUGCUGUCACAGUUUAGGAUGUUAGCUGACUGUUUUAACUUGCCUGUGUUUAUGACUUGGAGCUGAAACAUAUGUUAUUCAUCGUAGCUUACAUGUACAAUUUGUGGAUUUAAGUCUGUGUUAAAAAAUAACGUGUCAUCACUCUACGUUGCUGGCCAACAACAGCUUUCGUUAGCUAUGCUACUAUGCCACCUAAGAUCACUAAACUUUGAUGCUUUUACAGCUUGGUAGGAAUGCUACACAAAGAAAUUCAACUUCUAAGAGUGUUAUCUUAAAAUUUCAGACCAGUACACAGUGUUUAAAGUCAUAACUUAGAGCCCGAGAGGCAGCUACAAUGAUAAGUCUUUAUUUCCUGAAGUCAAACGACUUAAGUCCUCAUGUUACAGCCUAAUUAUAUGGUGGAAUAGUCCUUUAUUCAGUCUUAAACACAUUCUGUUUUUACCUUACUCUGAGUGAGCCGGUAUACUUCAGGUUUCUUAAACAAGUUUUCAUCUCAGAUUGUGUUUCAUAACCUCCAGGUCUCUGAUGAUACCAUGAGACACCUUUUGUGACGUGAACGGCGCAGGGUUUGGGUGGUAGCCAGGUAUUGGGAGUGGUUAAGUUAGCGCAGAAACAGACACGAGCUGGACUUAAUGAGCUGUCUGGGAAUGUGAACAAAUAUUCAGAUUUGAAGUGAUGAGUUUGUGAUUGGUGUUUCUUAGUCAAAACCUUACAUUUUAGUGGUAGACUUAUGAUUAUGAAACUGUGUAUUAAAACAACAGGGUUAUCACAUCUGUUCUUAGGUUGCUUUUCAACAAGGUGACUGAUUUAAGUUGUAUUUACUACUUUUUUAGUUCUCUGAAUCUUAAUUUACUCAAGUGUUAUUAAUAUGGGCUGUCACAUUUUCACCUCAGGUAUAUCCUGGCCCCAAAAAAUUUGGGAUUAUGAUAUUGUGCAGGAAAUCUAGGGAAUAGAAAACCAGUCAAAUGAAGGAAAGACAGGACAAAGGUAGAGCAACACCUAACUAUGUAAACUUCACUAACAAAACCUUAAGGUCCUUACACACUGGGGCCCACGCAAAUAUAGAACGCAAAAAUUACUAAAAUACCAUGAGGCGAAUUUUGACGCUCCUGACUAUACACAUCAAGCCCGAUGCAAUUUUGCGACUUCCUGGGGGGGAACAGACGCUUCCCGGGGAAAGUCCCGCCUCUUCAGCCUCUGAUUGACCAAACAGUCAGCACUUAUAGCCAAUCAGAGGCGAUGAGAUAAGCACAUAAAACUAUGGUAACAACCGUUAGCACAGAUGAAAGUUAAAACAAAGACGUUUAGCAAACUGUUAAAGCACACAAACCAUCGUCAUAUGAGAGAUCCGACGCUAUGUUGUCCUUCAGGUCGUUAUCUUUGUAAUGUUUGUGUCUUUUUUCAAAAAGCACCCUGUUCUCCGACACGUAAACAAUCAGCCGGUCGGCCAUGUUGGAUAUACCGAAUCAGACAUCGCAACAACACGCAAUCUGAUUGGUCAGAAAUGGAUACACAGUAUGCGAAACUUAAGAAAAAUCAACCGUGAUCCGAAAAAAUAAGUGCCGCAAUAUCGCAGGAUGGGAAAACGUCGCUGAUGUGAACGCUUGUGUUGACAGGAUACGGGCUCGAAAAAAAUGUUGACGUCCGAAAUAAUCGCACGAAAAAAAACGGUCCUGGUGUGAAAGGACCUUUUAAGCAUGCUUGAAUUUUGAAAUGAAUCACAUGCUACUUCCUGUAGAUUGUCAUGUACUGUACUAAAUGAAAACCGGUAAGAAAAGAGUAAGAAAUUUUCAAUUGAACACCUAAAAUGACAAAGCUGCUCCUAAAUUCUUUAAACUCUGAUUCUUCAUUAGUUUCCCAGAAUUUAAGGAAACAAGGCUUUUACAUGGUCACAAUGUUUGGGUCUAUGUAUUCAUACUAUGUAGGGUUACGAGUAACAUUACAAAAGUCAUUCUUGGCCUCUAAUACUUAACAUUUAAAGGGGUUUUUAGAAAACGUUUCACUUCACAAGAGUUGCAUGUGCAAGUGGUACAACCAAAAGUGACAAACGAAUCAUAAUGAUGAUUAAAAUGUAAUGUAAUGAAGUGACAGUAAGAUCAAAGAGUAGCCUGCGGCAUACCACAAAGUAGCUGGUAUUAGGCUGGUAUUUGAAAACAGGUACCUGCCAGCAGUCCUCUGUCUGACACAAAGGGGCAGCACCAGCAGUUCAAAGGCGUUAGCUGGUGGUUCUGCAUCAUGUCUUUGGACAUAAGACUGGUAGCUGAGCCUCUUCAGAGAUUUUGCCACCGAUAAGCCACUUCCUGUUUUUUUGACUGUGGGUUAAGGUUAGAGAAGCCGUUCAUUGACAACAUUCUUCUAAAGAUGUGUUGUUUUUGUUGUGUUUUAGGCUACAAGAAGACCCUCCAGCCGGUGUCAGUGGUGCCCCAUCUGAGAAUAACAUCAUGGUGUGGAACGCUGUCAUAUUUGGGUAAGGUGCUUAAGACAUCAUCUUAAUGACGGCAAAUACAAUUGUAAACAUUAGGUACAAGAUUAAUGACCACUGAUUCUUUUUUUCCUCUAACAUCACAGCCCUGAAGGAACUCCUUUUGAAGAUGGUAAGAAUUGACUGUGUUUUCAGGUUCAUUUUUAUGUAGAAAGGUAUUCUCACUUGAUUUAAUUUUGUGUUGAAUUUGUGUAUCAAUGGACAUAACUUCAGUACAUCAGUAUUUUAAAUUGGUAGAAAAAAGAGCCACACCAUACCAUAAACACAUCCAGAUUCAGCAGCUUAUUUUUUGUGUGUCUUUUUCUCAAGGUACAUUUAAACUCAUUGUAGAGUUCACAGAAGAAUACCCCAACAAACCCCCCACAGUCCGAUUUGUGUCCAAAAUGUUUCAUCCGAAUGGUAAGAGUUUUCAGUAUCUUUAUGACCCUUUUAUAAUAUUAAAGCUGUGGGCAGUGUCUCAUUGUUUUUUCAUCCACAGUCUAUGCAGAUGGCAGUAUAUGUUUGGAUAUCCUACAAAACCGUUGGAGUCCCACCUACGAUGUCUCUUCAAUUCUCACAUCUAUCCAGGUAAGACUUGUCAAUGAACAGUUAGAAACGACGUGUGAGAAAUGCAUUAAAAUUUGAAGUUUACAGUGGUAAAAACAAUAGGAGUGAACCAAAGACACUGGAGAGCUUUGACUACCACAUAGUUGCUGACUUUGAGGUGAUAAAGACUAAAAUAAGUGACUAUACUGCCAAACGACAAGCUACGACAUAUAUUUUCUUUGAAUCAAAUUAAACAAUGUUGCAUAGUAGCUAUGAAUUGGUGGACAAAGAAGAAUUGGUUUAUGCAUUCUCACCUUAAGUGUUGUUCUUCUUUUUCUCAGUCUCUGCUUGAUGAGCCAAACCCCAACAGUCCAGCCAACAGUCAGGCAGCUCAGCUGUACCAGGAGAACAAGCGGGAGUAUGAGAAACGUGUGUCCGCCAUUGUAGAACAAAGCUGGAGAGACAGUUGACCUGACAAUCCUGGUAGCCUCGCUCUUCAUUGUCAAACUGUGUGUGCUGCAAGUUUUAGUGGAGUACCUCUUAAUUUUUGGGCCCCCUCCCACCUUUUUUGAUUUUAAGCUUUUAUGCACUUUACCCCCAACUUCCCUUCAUAGAAUGUUUUCUUUUUGCCCGCCAAGAGGGAUUUAUUUUUUCUAUCAUCCACUUUUUUUUUUUUCCAUUUCAGGGGAAAUGUGCUGAAUCUUGCCUUGUUGUUUUGUCAGUAUGGACUUGUGGGCCGUUACCCGAAAAUUCUGGUGUGUUCUAACUUGCUGUAGUAACUCCCCAUGACUAAUCAUGUGAAAUGUCUUGGAGGAUGUAUCGUCAUGGCUCCUUUUUCUGUUGUGCUCCGGUCCCUCUCUGUCAGUUUGUUCCCAUCAGGCAGUUUUUUCUGGGCUCUCCAUCACCCCACCUUUUCUGUGGAGAACGAGCAGCCCAAAGCACCACAGACUUGUACUAAAUCUGACAUCUUUACACUGUGUGUCUUGCUGUGUUGUGAACUCUGUUACAUGCAUGACAGAAAGAGUGUAUUCACGUUCCUGUUCAGUACUCAUGUAUAUAAGAAAACCUGCAACUGAAUUUAUGUACAGAUUUUGCACUGGUUGUCUCCCAUGUCAUUUUUUUCAGCACUUGUAAAUAAAACAAAAAAGGCAAAUUCAUCCUUUA